AUGAUGUCUUCGAUCUCUUACGAUGCCUCUACGGUGACCUCUGGAACCGUAAAUCCUGCAAAUUCAAAUAAUGUUGUCCCUCUAAAUGUCGCUGCCACGGCCGCUGCUGCCGCUGCAGGUGCCUACAUGCGUGGUGGCAUCACCCAACAAAUCAAUGCUUCUCCCGAUACCACUUUUAUGUACCAAUACGUCUCACCCCCUCUUUCCUCCUCCUCAUCACCUUACGCAACCACCACCCGAGACAGAGUUUCCCAAUCUGCGGUUCCCGCUCCAUCCUUCCUAGAUUAUGCCGUUGCUACUGGGCAUCUGCCUUAUUAUUGUCCUCAAUACCUUCAAUAUCCCUUACCCGAGGCCUACCAGCAACAAGCGUUGGAUCCAAGUGGUACCUAUCAACUUUCACCUUCAACUAUUCCACUGGUUACACAGGAUGCCUCCAUUCCACAAUUAGGCCCCACCAUCUCUACCACCAGCAGUAGAUCCACCCCAGCCGCCGCUACCGCCGCCGCUGUGGCCGCCGUUUCCACAACAUCGACAACCAGCAACAACAUCCCGAAGCGUCGGUUGUCGUCACCGCUAGUUCAGGAGAAACGUCAUCAACAACAGCCAGUCCAGAUUCAACAAGCUGGUGUGGAAGUGGCACCAACUGCUGCAUCAGCACCACCGAUUUACGGGAUAGCCGAGUCGUUUCCACAAGGUCGCUGCCUGGACACUGAUAGUAGCACGAAUGGCAACUUCUAUAAUGCCUUUCUCACAGCAGAUCAACGCCACCACCAGCAACAACAACAAUACUACGCCGCCGCAGCUGCUGCAGCAGCGGCUGCCGCUGCCUCCUGUUAUCCCUUAGAUCUUCAAAUCUACACCACUCCACAAAUCGCUCCAGAUCCCUACUGGACACCUCGCCAUCCUCUCGCCUGGUACUCAAGGAGUCAUCCUACCCCACCACCACAAACAGUCCAACCCCGGGAAGAUCAACAGUCGGCGGCAGCUUUGCAGGACUGCUAUUACUCGGAUCUAGCUGCGGCCGUUCAUAACAUGUGUCUUUGUGGCCCUGCAAGCAGUAGCACCGGUGGUGGUGGCGGUGGUGGAAGUGGAAGUGGUGUCCCAAGUGAACGCGGGGCCUAUUCACCCAUUCAGUAUGCUGGCUGGGGCUAUCCUACGGCGUCUCCUCCAUCACAGGCGUCUUCAUCGCCCUUUCCGACGCUCUAUGGAACUCUGGGAACCACGGCAACGCAACAGCAACAACAACAUCAACAAAGUCGACACGGGCAUCAUCAACACCAUCACCACCCAGCUUCGAAUCCCGUCGCUGCAGCAGCCGCUGCAGCUGCUGCUGCCGCCGCAGCCUCUAGAUUGCAUCAAACAGAGUUUGACCCAGAGGAACUAGCUCGUCUCUGUCCUGGGAUCAAUCCACCAGAACUGGAUCCAAGUCUGGUGUGUCGGACUCGCUACUUCGUUAUCAAGUCGAAUUCCACUAGGCACGUGAUGCUCUCAAUCCAACACGGAGUGUGGUGUUCCACACUCGCUGGCAAUGAGUGUCUCAACAGGGCCUACCUUUCUAUGCAUCAGAGUCCAAACGCUCCUUCAUCGUCUUCAUCAACAUCUACCUCACAGUUUGUGGAAGUCGAGUUGAAUUUUGGCGGUGAAGGAGGCAACCCCGAAUCGCAUCCACCAGGUUCGAGCGAUGCCCCACGCAACGAGGGUAUCAAACGUGCGGAGGACCGCACAGAGCACUAUGAUGAGUGGCUUACCAAUAGGCUGAGGGAUGCCUAG
Echinococcus granulosus is the source of this 1770-nucleotide messenger RNA. RefSeq lists its product as hypothetical. The record is from RefSeq and is a predicted model, not a curated record. Bases 1 to 1770 code for a protein of 589 amino acids. Lineage: Eukaryota; Metazoa; Platyhelminthes; Cestoda; Cyclophyllidea; Taeniidae. The transcript is spliced from 5 exons. Gene Ontology annotation, molecular function: mRNA binding.